CUUGAGAGCGUCUCGCCCCUGGCGUGGCUACCGUGUCCAUGAAAAGUCAUCUGCUCAACCACACUGCCGACUCGCCGGCGGCCGCGGCGCUGCUGGUGCUGUCCGGCACGGUUCCCGUCGCCAUCAUAGCCUCUGCAGCCGGGCUGGUUGGAGUUGUCAUCGCCGUCGCGACCAUUUCUUUUCGGAUGCGCGGCCAUCAUCAUGGUGGCCGCCGCUGCUCCAUCGAGCCGAGCUCGCACUCGCACCGCGAGAUGCUCUCCGUGUCGCUUGAGGACCAAAAGUCUCUGCAGCACCAGGGCCCGCCGCCGCCUGCAGCGAUCAACCUUGUUGUGGAGCGACAGCAGACUCUCGAGAUGCUGCAUCGCCGCUUUGGCUCUAGCGACGCCCAGGACCGGAUAAAUCGUGUGUUUGCGAAGAGCUCUCCGCGCGGGUCGGACGGGUUUCCGUCUCCGAGGGAUCCAUAUCCAGAGAUGAGUGCUGACCUGACGAGGGCAGGCACUCCUCAAGCAUCCGCUGACGGAGCUGGCGGCGGAGAGGACGCGAAGCGGUGGUUUUAUGUGGCGUUGACUUCCGAGGGCGUGCCCGAGGAGCGAGGCCCCGUCAGCUGGUCGGCGUUGGGUGAUUUGAGAAGGGCGGGCGAGCUCAGUGGGGCUACCCGCGUGUGGUGCGAGGGGCGAACGGGCUGGACCAGGUUUGACCAGGUUUGACCAGGAGUCUCGGAGGUUUGACUCGAUUACGGAAGCUGACGCGAGUCGAGGACGGCCAUGAACUUGGCCCGCUGGCGGUAUGAGAGGAGAGCCAAGGAGCCGCUCGAGGCUUGAAUGUUGGGGCCGCCUGACACGAUGCACGUUGGAUGACCGGCACCAUGCGCCCAGACGCGACUGAAACGACACACUAAUAACUAAUAUCGCGAUGGGUGUGCACCUUUUUAUCCAAUGUGCGGGGGUGUGUGUUGUGUGCGUUGUCGGUGUGACGGUGUGAGCUUCCCCCACAUAUCACAUAACGCCCUUUUCUGCCAUAUUUGUAAGACUUUCAGUAUUUUC
Messenger RNA from Emiliania huxleyi CCMP1516, 1043 nucleotides. RefSeq lists its product as hypothetical. The coding region runs from base 186 to 707 and encodes 173 amino acids. The transcript has a single exon. NCBI's taxonomy places the organism in Eukaryota, Haptophyta, Isochrysidales, Noelaerhabdaceae. The record is from RefSeq and is a predicted model, not a curated record.